This is a messenger RNA of Vombatus ursinus (common wombat), 1310 nucleotides long. RefSeq names its product G-protein coupled receptor 183-like. Gene Ontology annotation, biological process: G protein-coupled receptor signaling pathway. The coding region runs from base 164 to 1207 and encodes 347 amino acids. The transcript is spliced from 2 exons. Gene Ontology annotation, molecular function: oxysterol binding; G protein-coupled receptor activity. NCBI's taxonomy places the organism in Eukaryota, Metazoa, Chordata, Mammalia, Diprotodontia, Vombatidae. The record is from RefSeq and is a predicted model, not a curated record. Gene Ontology annotation, cellular component: membrane.
CCCUGAGUUCUUGCUCGAGGGCACAUACCUUGAAGCAAGCUUCCAUCACUUCUUCUGGGUCACAUUAGAGAGCAAGAGGCUGACUGGACCAAGUACAGCUGGCUUCCUUGUCUCUUUCCCUUGGGUCUUUGAGCAAAAUUUCUUCUCUGACGACCUGCAUCCAAUGGCUUCCAGUUUGGUGAACACAAGUAACUUCCCACUCAACGAUAGUCUCUGCUCCAUUCACCAACCCUCCUUGGCCACAAGAGUGGUUCUGUCAGUAUUCUACAUGGUCCUUUUGGUCAUUGGUGCCUUUGGGAACAUUUUUGCCAUCUACAUCACCUCUCAAAAGAAGAAGAUGAACUCAACAGAUCUCUACUUGAUCAACUUGGCUGUGUCUGAUGUCCUUUUUACCCUGGCUCUGCCAGGAAGGAUAACCUAUUAUAUCUUAGACUUCAACUGGCCUUUUAGUGACUGGUUCUGUAGGAUGACAGCAUUUAUGUUCUACAUGAACACCUACGGAAGUGUCUACCUCAUGACAUGUAUAAGCAUUGACCGCUAUAUUGCUGUGGUCCAUGCUAACCAGAGUCACAAAUUCCGCCAUGCUGGCUGGGCAAAGAACAUCUCUGUAGUGGUCUGGGGGUUGGCAUCCUUGCAGACAAUUCCAUUGCUCUUUCUGCCCUUGACCAAGAAGAUAGGAGAUAAGUUGAGCUGCAUGGAGUACACCAGUGUUGAAAGGAUUCUCAGUCUGCCCCUUCUACUCCUGGGGGGCUGUGCUCUAGGCUUUUUUGGGCCAGUGGGGAUCAUGUUAUUUUGUUAUGUGAAAAUCACCUUAAAGCUAUGCAGGAUAGCUCAAGAAAACUCAGUGAGGAGCAAGAAGGGUCACCGUAAGAAGGCGUGUCUAGUUAUUCUGCUGGUGCUGAUGGCAGUGAUUAUAUGCUUUAGUCCUUACCACUUCAAUAUUAUCCAGUUUGUGAUUAAAGGACUGCUUUAUCAGUCUACCUGCACUGAGCAGAAGGCUUUUAAGGUUUCUCUUCAAGUCACGGUAUGUUUUAUGAACAUGAACUGUUGUAUUGACCCCAUAAUUUACUUCUUUGCAUCCCAAGCCUAUAAGAAACAGUUCCUCAGGAUUUUUAAGCCCAGAAUUUCAGCAUCCUUUUCCUCUACUGGAAAAACCUCUUCAGAAACAAACAGUAACAACCAGGAAGGAGACUCUGUGCUGGCUUAGUGAGGACCAUGGCCCAGUACUGGGAUUAUUAACCUGCUCUGUUUCAUGGACACCUUUGGCAGUUUAGUGAAGCCUAUGAACCUCUUCUCAGAAUAAAAAUAAA